Molecule: messenger RNA, 4261 nt
Organism: Nestor notabilis (Kea)
Lineage: Eukaryota; Metazoa; Chordata; Aves; Psittaciformes; Psittacidae
Gene: MYO7A
Product: myosin VIIA
Cellular component (GO): cytoskeleton
Molecular function (GO): protein binding
Source: RefSeq, a predicted model, not a curated record
GUCCAAUUUCCUGAAGGUGAGGAACUCAGCUCUGAUGAUUCAGAGAUACUGGCGUGGACAUAACUGCAGGAAGAACUAUGGUGCUAUGCGGAUCGGCUUCCUGAGGCUGCAGGCGCUCUACCGAUCCCGCAAGCUCCACAAGCAGUACCACAUGGCUCGCCGGAGGAUCAUCGAGUUCCAGGCACGCUGCCGGGGCUACCUGGUCCGUAGGGCUUUCCGCCCGCCUCUGCACCGCCUCUGGGCUGUCCUCACCAUCCAGGCGUACGCCCGAGGCAUGAUUGCCCGAAGGCUGUAUAAGCGCCUCCGAGGGGAAUAUCUUCGACGCCUGGAAGCAGAGAAACUUCGCCUGGCAGAAGAGGAACGACUCCGAAAGGAGAUGAGUGCCAAGAAAGCCAAAGAAGAAGCAGAAAAGAAGCACCAAGUACGCCUGGCCCAGCUGGCUCGGGAAGAUGCAGAGAGGGAAGUGAAGGAGAAGGAGGAAGCACGUCGGAAGAAAGAGCUCUUGGAAAAGAUGGAGAAAGCUCGCAACGAGCCAGUGAAUGACUCGGAAAUGGUGGAUAAAAUGUUUGGUUUCCUUGGGACCACCUCCUCUCUGCCUGGCCAGGAAGGACAGGCACCCAAUGGCUUCGAGGAUCUUGAGCGAGCCCAGAAGGAGCUGGAGGAAGAAGACCUGGAUGCAGCAUUGCCUCUCCCUGAGGAAGAGGAGGAAGAUCUUUCAGAGUACAAAUUUGCCAAGUUUGCUGCCACAUAUUUCCAGGGCACAACAACAAACACCUACAUCCGCCGGCCGCUCAAGCAGCCUCUCUUGUACCAUGAAGACGAAGGAGACCAGUUGGCAGCACUUGCUGUAUGGAUCACUAUCCUCCGCUUCAUGGGAGACCUCCCUGAGCCGAAAUAUCAUACAGCCAUGAGCGAUGGUGGCGAGAAGAUACCAGUGAUGACAAAAAUCUAUGAGACUCUUGGGAAGAAGACCUAUAAGAAAGAACUGCAGGCUCUGCAGGGAGAAGGAGAGAGUACUCACAUUGAUGGGCACAAGAAGAACAGUGUGCGGCACAAACUGGUCUCCUUAACACUCAAGAAGAAAUCCAAACUGACGGAGGAGGUGACAAAGAGACUUCAUGAUGGUGAGUCCACGCUCCAGGGUAAUAGCAUGCUUGAAGACCGACCCACCUCCAACCUGGAGAAGCUCCAUUUCAUUAUUGGUAAUGGCAUCCUCAGGCCAGCCUUAAGGGAUGAAAUCUAUUGUCAAAUCUGCAAGCAGCUGACCCAGAACCCAUCCAAAAGCAGCCAUGCCAGAGGUUGGAUCCUGAUGUCCCUCUGUGUGGGAUGUUUUGCCCCUUCUGAGAAGUUUGUGAAGUAUUUAAGGAACUUCAUCAAUGGAGGCCCCCCGGGUUAUGCUCCCUAUUGUGAAGAGAGGCUGAGGAGGACGUUUGCCAAUGGGACAAGGACACAGCCACCCAGCUGGCUGGAGCUGCAGGCAACCAAGUCCAAGAAACCAAUCAUGCUGCCUGUCACAUUUAUGGAUGGGACAACAAAAACGCUGCUGACUGACUCGGCAACAACUGCUAAAGAGCUCUGUAAUUCCUUGGCCGACAAAAUCAGCCUGAAGGACCGAUUCGGCUUUUCACUUUACAUUGCACUUUUUGACAAGGUGUCCUCGCUGGGGAGCGGCAAUGACCAUGUGAUGGACGCGGUGUCUCAGUGUGAGCAGUACGCCAAAGAGCAGGGAGCGCAGGAGCGCAACGCGCCGUGGAGGCUCUUCUUCAGGAAGGAGAUCUUCACCCCUUGGCACAACCCGAAUGAGGACAAUGUGGCCACCAAUCUCAUUUACCAGCAGAUUGUGCGAGGGGUCAAGUUUGGGGAGUACCGGUGCGACAAGGAAGAAGACCUGGCAGAACUGGCUUCCCAGCAGUACUACGUGGACUAUGGGUCAGAAAUGGUACUGGAAAGGCUUCUAAAUCUAAUUCCAUCCUACAUCCCAGACAGAGAGAUCACAGCUUCAAAAACAGUGGAAAAAUGGGCUCAGCUCAUUAUAGCUGCACAUAAAAAGGGAAUUUAUACUCAGAAGAGGGCAGACCCCAAGAAAGUCAAGGAAGAGGUGGUGGAUUUUGCACGUUUCAAGUGGCCUUUGCUGUUUUCUCGAUUCUAUGAAGCCUUCAAAUUUUCAGGGCCAAGCCUGCCUAAAAAUGAUGUGAUUGUAGCUGUCAACUGGACAGGGGUCUACUUUGUGGAUGAACAGGAGCAGGUUCUCUUAGAGCUCUCUUUCCCAGAGAUCACGGCUGUAUCAAGCAGCAGAGGGGGAAAGCUGCAAGGGCAGAGUUUCACCUUGGCCACCAUUAAAGGCGAUGAAUACACUUUCACCUCCAACAACUCAGAGGAUAUCCGAGAUCUGGUGGUGACCUUCCUUGAAGGACUAAGGAAAAGAUCCAAGUAUGUGGUCUCUCUCCAAGAUAACCCAAACCCUGUGGGAGAAGAAUCUGGGUUCCUCAGCUUCCUCAAAGGAGACCUCAUAGUUCUGGACCAGGACACAGGAGAGCAAGUGAUGAACUCAGGGUGGGCUAAUGGGUUCAAUGAACGGACCAAGCAGAGAGGGGAUUUCCCAACUGAUUCAGUCUACGUCUUGCCCACAGUCACCAUGCCUCCGCUGGAGAUCGUGGCACUGGUCACGAUGACCCCUGACCAACGCCAAGACGUUAUCAGGACCUCUCAGCUGGCAAUUUCAGACAGUGAAGAGAGAGUAAAGCCAUACACCUUGGAGGAAUUCUCCUAUGAUUAUUUUAGGCCCCCUCCCAAGCACACCCUCAGCCGGGUCAUGAUCACCAAGAGCCGUGGGAAGGACAAGCUGUGGUGUUACACCCGUGAGCCCAUCAAACAGCCACUGCUGAAGAAGAUCCUGGGCAGUGAGGAGCUGUCCCAAGAAGCCUGCAUGGCCUUCAUUGCAGUGCUGAAGUACAUGGGUGACUACCCAUCCAAAAGGACCCGCUCUGUUAAUGAGCUGACAGACCAAAUAUUUGAAGGUGCCUUGAAAGCUGAACCCCUGAAGGAUGAAAUCUACUGCCAGACCCUGAAGCAGCUCACAGACAACCACAUCAAGUACAGUGAAGAGAAAGGCUGGGAGCUGUUGUGGUUGUGUACAGGCCUUUUCCCUCCGAGUAACAUCCUCCUGCCCCACGUCCAGAGGUUCCUGCAGUCCCGGAAACAUCACCCCUUGGCAGCAGACUGCAUCCAGAGGCUCCAAAAAGCCCUGAGGAAUGGAUCCAGGAAGUACCCGCCCCACCUGGUAGAAGUGGAAGCCAUUCAACACAAAACCACCCAAAUUUUCCACAAGGUUUACUUCCCUGAUGACACCGAUGAGGCAUUUGAGGUAGAGUCCAGCACGAAAGCCAAGGACUUCUGCCAGAACAUCUCCAACAGGCUGCUCCUGAAGUCCUCUGAGGGCUUCAGCCUCUUCGUCAAGAUCUCUGACAAGGUCAUCAGUGUGCCCGAGGGAGAUUUCUUCUUUGACUUCGUGAGACACCUGACAGAUUGGAUAAAGAAAGCAAGACCAGCAAAAGAUGGUAUAGUGCCUUCUCUCACCUACCAAGUGUUCUUCAUGAAGAAGCUGUGGACCAACACAACACCUGGAAAAGACUCGAUGGCAGACUCAAUCUUCCACUAUUACCAGGAGUUACCGAAGUACCUGCGUGGCUACCACAAGUGCACACGGGAAGAGGUCCUGCAGCUGGCGGCUCUCAUCUACCGGGUGAAGUUUGAGGAUGACAAGUCCUAUUUCCCCAGCAUCCCCAAGCUCCUGAAGGAGCUGGUGCCUCAGGACCUCAUCCGGCAGCUCUCUCCAGAUGACUGGAAAAGGUCCAUCGUGGCAUACUACAACAAGCAUGCGGGCAAAACAAGAGAAGAAGCCAAGCUUGCCUUCCUAAAGAUUAUCUUCAAGUGGCCUACGUUUGGAUCUGCAUUCUUUGAAGUGAAGCAAACUACAGAGCCAAAUUAUCCAGAAAUCCUUCUAAUUGCCAUCAAUAAGCAUGGAGUCAGCCUCAUUGAUCCCAAAACCAAGGAUAUUCUCAUCACUCACCCCUUCACCAAGAUCUCCAACUGGAGCAGUGGCAACACGUACUUCCAUAUAACCAUUGGCAACCUGGUGAGAGGAAGCAAGCUGCUCUGCGAGACCUCCCUGGGGUACAAGAUGGAUGAUCUCUUGACCUCCUACAUCAGCCAGAUGCUGACGGCCAUGAGCAAACAGAGGAGCACAAAGGGCAGCAAGUGA